GAAGGUGAAGCAUCCUCUCUGGUGGAACUGCAUGUCCCUGAUACGACGCAUGGACUGGAUCUGGGGCUGGAAGGCGCAGAAGUCGUUGUAGUGUCUGUAGUCACCGCACUCGAACAGUGUCUCCGCGUCCACUGCCCCGGGUGAUAAUGUGGUGUCUGCACUUCUGCCCCCUCCACAGAUUAACCACGCUUUUGUCGGGGGGGACAAAGCGAAGCCCCGCCCUGUUGCUGAGCUGGGGCUUUCAGCAUGGCCUCUUGCCAGGGGAGGCUUUAAAAGGGUGGGGGCGCGUGGCUCCUCUCAUUCUCACGGCAGGACAUCCCAAGGGCAUCAAAGCAAGACAAAAUGACUCACCACUGCACCAAGUUCUCCGGCCACUGGAAGAUCAUUGUCUUCGACGAGGAGUGCUUCCAGGGCCGUCGUCAUGAGUUCACCUCUGAGUGCUGCAACGUGAUGGAGUUCGGCUUCGAGACCGUGCGUUCCCUCAGAGUGGAGAGCGGAGCCUGGGUGGGUUACGAGCAUGCUUCCUACCAGGGACAGCAGUUUGUGCUGGAGAGGGGAGAGUACCCCCAGUGUGAUGCCUUCGGCGGCAGCAAUGCCUAUCACAUUGAGAGACUGACCUCCUUCAGACCCAUUGCCUGUGCUAACCACAGAGAGUGUCGUAUGACUAUCUUUGAGCGUGAGAACUUCCUGGGCCGUAAGGGUGAGCUUAGUGACGAUUAUCCCUCCCUCCAGGCCAUGGGCUGGUGCAACAAUGAAGUUGGCUCUCUCAGGAUCCAGUCUGGAGCAUUUGUGUGCUACCAGUACCCUGGUUAUCGUGGAUACCAGUAUAUCAUGGAGUGUGAUCGUCACUGUGGGGAGUACAAACACUUCAGGGAGUUUGGCUCCCACUGCCAGACCCCUCAGAUCCAGUCCAUCCGCCGUAUUCAGCAGUAACAACUUACUCCAAACUCCCUUUUCCCAUGUGACCCUUCACCUCUGACCCCUACUACUUGCCAGUGCUGAAUAAACUGUCUUUCUUAAACCUUA
Seriola aureovittata is the source of this 1026-nucleotide messenger RNA. It is a transcript of the gene cryba4, whose product is annotated as crystallin, beta A4. Gene Ontology annotation, molecular function: structural constituent of eye lens. Bases 343 to 933 code for a protein of 196 amino acids. Lineage: Eukaryota; Metazoa; Chordata; Actinopteri; Carangiformes; Carangidae. The transcript is spliced from 7 exons. Gene Ontology annotation, biological process: visual perception; lens development in camera-type eye. The record is from RefSeq and is a predicted model, not a curated record.